Adineta steineri is the source of this 480-nucleotide messenger RNA. The record is from the annotation of a GenBank genome assembly. Lineage: Eukaryota; Metazoa; Rotifera; Eurotatoria; Adinetida; Adinetidae.
AUGUUCGUCGAUAAAGAUCAUUCAGUUUAUGUAGCAGAUACUUUCAAUAAUCGUGUGAUGAAAUGGAUGAAAGAUGCAAACGAAGGUAUUCUUAUUGCUCCAGGACAAGUUUCUAAUAAAAAUCCUGAUACAUUGUUACAACCCGCAGGUGUGAUUGUUGAUCAUAUAGGUAAUAUAUAUGUGUCGAAUGGGGAAAGUCAUCAAAUAACGCGUUGGUCGCCAGGUGAGUUAGAAGGUACUUCUGUCGUUGGUGAAAAACAGCGUGGAAGUGGUCCCACGCAGCUCACACAUCCAUAUGAUUUAUCAUUUGAUAAACAGGGUAAUCUUUAUGUUGUCGAUAGAGGCAACCAUCGAAUACAAAAUGGUUAUGUCCACCGUGGUAGAUAUGAUGAAUUAAUUAAUAAAGAUCCGAUACACAAAUUGAAAAAACCAUAUAUAACUGAAUAUGGAGGUAAAAUUAAAUAUUCAUAUAAGCAAUAA